UUCAAUUCAUUCGUUGUUGGUACGAGCGGCGCGCGAACGAACAUCAUAUAUUGUAUUUUCCGCAUUCGCAUUGAUACGAUACCAUACUGUGUGCUGUGUACUGUGUACUGUAUAGCAUAUAUACCAUACCACACCAACAAAACACAAGCGAUACGAUACGAUACAAUAAAGUCAGCGUAUGCAGCGCUGUUUGUUUAUUUUUUACAAGCUAAAAACAAACGACAAAACAAAUCCGCAAAGCCGCCCGCGUUCCGCGUUUUGCCAACUAAAAAACAAAUAAAAUCAAACAACAAAAAAGCCAAAAAGGCCUAGACGCAAAUACAAAAGAAGUACAAAAAAAAACGUGCAUUGUGAAUUUUUUAGUUUUUCAAAGUUUUGGCUUGUGCUGUGUUCCUUUUUUCCUGCAAACGUGCAUCGUACAUACAUUCGCAUUCGUAUCCGUACAUACAUACGUGCAAUAAUCAAUACAAUACGACGUACAACAAACUGCGUAGAACAGUAUUAAAAAAAAAGGAAACAGAAAAAAAAUCUGGCUUAAGACUCGACUCCAAUUUGCGUUGGUGACUAAAAGUGAAGGAUAUAUUACGGAAAACCCAUUAUAAGGCCAAUCCACGAUUAAAACAUUCGGACUAGAUCCGAAAUCUCACAGUUAUGGAACACUUUCAUCAAAUACAGCAAACAAUUCAACACUAUCAGCAGCAAUUGGCUGCUCAGCAACAACAACAAGUACAACAGCAACAGUUGCAACAACACCAGGUGGUGGUGCAGCAGAAUCAACAGCAGGCGCACCAGAACAGCUCCAAUACCACAGCCGGCGUGGGCACCCAACAGCUGUUCACAUACAAAAUGGCCAGCAGUUUUCCGAAUCCGGCCACGACGAUGGCCCAGGUGGUGGCCACAUCGAACGCAGCCGGCACCACGGGCUAUGACUAUCGUCUAAAUAUGGCACAGGCAGCCGCUGCAGCAGCCGUACCCGGCUCCCAGUGGUGGUAUUCGGCCGCCAAUCAGGGCCAGGUCGAUGCCAAUACAGCGGCGCAACUGCAGCACCAGCAGCAGCAACAGCAGCAGCAACAACAACAGCAGCAGCAACAGCACCAGCAGCAACAACAGAUGCAACAGCAGCAGCAGCAACAAAAUGUCAUCAAUUCGGCGAGCCCCAUGAUCAGAGGAGGCAAGGCCGAUGCCAAGCCCAGAGGCCGAAUGACCGCCUACGCAUACUUUGUACAAACUUGCAGAGAGGAGCACAAAAAGAAGCAUCCCGAUGAGACGGUGAUAUUCGCCGAAUUCUCACGGAAGUGUGCCGAAAGGUGGAAGACAAUGGUGGACAAGGAGAAGAAGCGCUUCCACGAAAUGGCCGAGAAGGACAAGCAGCGAUACGAGGCGGAAAUGCAGAACUAUGUGCCGCCCAAGGGAGCGGUCGUGGGACGUGGCAAGAAGAGGAAACAAAUCAAGGACCCCAAUGCUCCAAAACGUUCAUUGUCUGCGUUCUUCUGGUUCUGCAAUGACGAGAGAAAUAAGGUGAAGGCACUUAAUCCCGAGUUCGGAGUGGGCGACAUUGCCAAAGAGCUGGGACGAAAGUGGUCCGAUGUGGAUCCCGAGGUCAAACAGAAGUACGAGUCGAUGGCCGAGCGGGACAAGGCUCGAUAUGAACGCGAGAUGACCGAGUACAAGACAAGCGGGAAAAUCGCCAUGUCCGCACCGUCGAUGCAGGCGUCGAUGCAGGCGCAGGCACAGAAAGCUGCGUUACUUGCCGCCGCUGCCCAGCAGCAACACCAGCAGCUGGAAGAGCAGCACGACGAUGACGACGGCGAUGGAGAUGAUGACGAGAACCAAUAGGUUUAGCAGUAAAUACUCUUCACUAUUUAUACACACGAUCGUUGUCGCGAUGGAGGAACAAACAUGAUAACGUUGGUCGAUCUAUUAUCAGGUUGGCCAAUGUGUGUUGAAUAUAUAUUUAUAUAUAUAAGGGUGUGCCCUUUUAGAGGUUUCGCUUUCCGGUGACAGAACACUGUCACAAUUUGUUCAGGAUCAUCUGGCAAAGCUAUUAUCAAUCGUGUUUUGAUUAAAGACAGGCUAACAAUCAUGGUGGAAAGGUUCCUUUUUUUUUUGUUUUGUUUAAUUUUUAAGCAUCAAGAAUGUGCAUAGAGCUCUUGUGAAUCUCUUUCCUUUUUUUUUCCAUUUGUAGCACCCCCGAAUGAGCGGUGUAAGUCUCUUUCAGAAAUAUUAGAAAUAUAGAACCAAUGUCCAACUAAAAAUCCAACUAUCACAGAAAUCUCUCGAACUUUCAGAGAAGGUUUUCAUAGUUGACCGAAGAGGAGACCAUUGUUCCUAGUGUAUUUCGAAAUCUCGUGAGAUUCUGUGAAAUUUAAGGAUUUUUCAAGCGAUUUCCAUGCCAGGCGUGGGCAAAAUGUCUGCAGAAGAUUUCUGUGAUUGGCAAACCAAAGCACAAAUUGUUUUGUUUCAUUUUUCUGUGACAAUUUGAUGGUUAUCGGGAAGUGGAAUCUCUAAAGAAAGCACCUAUUAUAUAUAUGUAAAUGCAUAUAUAUAAAUAAUAUAUAAUUUUUUUUUUUAACAUAAGUAAUCAAAUUUCCAUGAAUUAUGAAGAUAAAUCACAAAGAAACCUUUUAUAAGUUCUAUGUUAAGAUGAUUAAGAUGAAUACGAUUAAGUAUGGUUAGAUUAAAAUGACACUCAUCUGUCUGCAAACCUUAUUUGUGCUUCAGUGCUAAGUUUCUCCUAAAGUAAUAAGAAGAAUUAUUUUAUAAAUUGAAGAAAUUCAUCAUGAUGUCAUUCGUUCUCAGCAACUAUGAAGGUUACCACUACAUUUAUAAAUAUUGGUACAUAUUUCCCAUUUAUUAAAGUUAGAUUCACCAUAAUGAAACUAUAAUUAAUGCGUUCGAGUUUAUAUGUUUCCCACACGAAACAAACUCAAUGAAACGUGAUAAUGUGAAAUACUUAACUCAGUGGCGGGUGAUAUCUCGAUCUAUUUAUUUUUGCCGCUCUCACAACAUUUAUAUCCUCCAAAUUCCAUUUCAUUCAACACAUGUUUACUUAGUUCAUUUACCAGUUUACCAGUUUAGUUUGCGAUUCGUGAAUCAAAAGAUCCUUGGAGAUAAUUGGGUUUGUCCUCAUUUGUAAAUAGAUACACAUCAACUAUAAUAGCCACGAUCAUAAGAUACGGAAUGUUGGUCUUCGGUUGUUCGGCGAUUCGAGAGAAGGAACAAUCAAAACGAUAUCGGACAUUGCAACAAUUGUUGUUGACUUGGCCAUGUACAUACUAUUUGAAGUAUUAUUUAGAUGAGACUACGUAGAAAUUAACGAGAAUCGAGAGCAAAUUACAACAUACAACCCUAAUAUUAGAGUAGAUUUCAGCGGGACUGCAAAGUAAUGUAAAAACUAGUUUUUGCGUCGGCCUUAAAAACGCCCAAAUGUUCCAGGCACAGAAACAAAUCAGAAACAAAAACAGAAACAGAAAAAGAAACAGAAUGAGAAUGAUAAUGAGAAAGUGUUUAUGCAGAUGUAAAGGGAGACGUUCCUCCGGCCUUUGAUAGAUGGGUAUGCAUGGAUAGAGAUCACCACCCGUUGGCCAAAACGGUUGGAAGGAUGUUUUCCUUUAGAUCGCCUGUAUAAGCCAAGUAGUGGUUAGAUUAUAACGUGAUAAGAGAGGAGCUGAAACUAUUACCAUGGAUGCGUCGAUGGUCAGUUAACCAGGACGCCUCUAGCUGUACGCCUAACUUCGCUCUCGCCACGUUAUGAGUGCGAGAUAUGCGUGUAUAUGCAUGUAAUUAUAUAUAUAUAUAUAUAAAUAAACAUAUAUAUUUUUUAGCAUGAUUUUGAUAGAGAAUAACUCGCCACCGAGAUUAUAUUCAUAGAAGUGUGUCUAGGUUAAACCUUUAAUUCCUAAUUUUCUACAAUUUGACGGUAAUCCAUCCCCUACAUAAUAAAUUACUAUGAAAAUUCCAGUUCCCUGUGCGCUUUGUUAUUAAGAACUAAACUAUUAUAAAAUAAACUUUUAGAAAUGAGAUUCCUUUUUUUUUUGUUCUUAAGAUGGAAUGAUGAUGUUUUCUUCAGAACCAUUUGUCUUUAUCUUUAUUUUUAAUUAAUGCUUGGUAUACGUAAUAGAUGAAGAAGAACUUUUAUGUUAAAAAUCCCAAUAAUGAACAGCUUUAGCUUUUAUAUUUGAUAGACACAACACUCGGUUGGAACCACGACCGAGUUCCUAAACUUAAAAUGUGUGAAUUACAUUAGCAAUACUAUAGUAGCCACUAAGUAUUUGUUUUUUUUCCUAAGAAUUUACACAAUACUGUAAAAAUAGUUUGAAAUAAAUUUAAUUUAGCUAGA
Messenger RNA from Drosophila santomea, 4339 nucleotides. RefSeq names its product high mobility group protein DSP1 (gene Dsp1). Gene Ontology annotation, biological process: regulation of transcription by RNA polymerase II. NCBI's taxonomy places the organism in Eukaryota, Metazoa, Arthropoda, Insecta, Diptera, Drosophilidae. Gene Ontology annotation, molecular function: DNA binding, bending. The transcript is spliced from 7 exons. The coding region runs from base 652 to 1836 and encodes 394 amino acids. Gene Ontology annotation, cellular component: nucleus. The record is from RefSeq and is a predicted model, not a curated record.